CUGGGAGGAGCGUGCCUGCUGGGAGUUGGGAUCUGGGUCAUCGUGGAUCCUACAGGUUUUCGAGAGAUAGUGGCUGCCAACCCUCUGCUCUUCACGGGAGCCUACAUCAUGCUGGCUAUGGGAGCCAUGCUCUUCCUGCUGGGUUUCCUUGGCUGCUGCGGUGCCAUCCGUGAGAACAAAUGCCUCCUGCUUUUUUUCUUCAUGUUUAUUUUGUUAAUCUUCCUGGCGGAGCUUUCAGCUGCAAUCCUGGCUUUUAUCUUCAGAGAAAAUCUGACCAGAGAGUUUUUCACCAAGGAACUGAAGAAGCAUUACCUGAGGAACAACGACACGGAUGUCUUCUCCUCCACCUGGAACUCUGUUAUGAUCACAUUUGCCUGCUGUGGAGUGAAUGGACCAGAAGAUUUUGAAGCUAUCCCUCAUCUUCCAUACACCUCUUUGGAAAAUGCAAUACCAGAGGCUUGCUGCCAGCGAGAGCUCCAGAGCCGGGAGGGGAUGAUUGUCAACAAGGAAGCCUGCCUCGCUGGCAUCGAGAGGUUUCAGAACCGACAGGGCUGCUACACCGUGAUCCUGAACUCCUUUGAGACCUAUGUGUACCUUGCAGGAGCCCUUGCCAUCGGAGUGUUGGCCAUUGAGCUGUUUGCCAUGAUCUUCGCCAUGUGUCUCUUUCGAGGGAUCCAGUAAGAGGCAGCCUGUGAACCACCACGUUCCCCACGUCCUCACAAGAAA
This is a messenger RNA of Antrostomus carolinensis (chuck-will's-widow), 726 nucleotides long. It is a transcript of the gene TSPAN18, whose product is annotated as tetraspanin 18. Lineage: Eukaryota; Metazoa; Chordata; Aves; Caprimulgiformes; Caprimulgidae. The record is from RefSeq and is a predicted model, not a curated record. The annotation marks the transcript as partial. Gene Ontology annotation, cellular component: plasma membrane. The transcript has 6 exons.